GAUUAUGCUGAAUUCUGCAGACUCUUCCUGAUGCAGCCUAUUGGAUCGCGGCUUGACAAUUUUCAGAGAUCAGCUCCUUUCCAUCCGCCCGCCACCCACUCUUCUCGGGCUGCGGGUUCUUCGAGUAGGACUCCAAAGAGGAGGCCUACGACUGAUCCUUCUUCUUCUACUCGGGCUGAAGGUUCAUCUCAAGCCGGCCCUAGCCACUCGGCCGGCCAUUCCAGGGCUCCCCGGGCUGUAACAGAGGCUACCGGGUCACUUCAUUCAGACUUGGCCAAUUUACGUCUUCCGUACAGCAUUUCCUACCAUACUCCUGGCGCUCCUUUAGCCUUUCGAGAGGUCUCGCUGGAAAAUGUGGAUCGCUUGGCUCUGCCUUCUGAGGACAUUACUGAGGUUCCUGUUGGAUUGAUCAAUCCAAUCAGAUGAUGGAAUUGAUGCUCG
Molecule: messenger RNA, 441 nt
Organism: Jatropha curcas
Lineage: Eukaryota; Viridiplantae; Streptophyta; Magnoliopsida; Malpighiales; Euphorbiaceae
Source: RefSeq, a predicted model, not a curated record